Molecule: messenger RNA, 865 nt
Organism: Mollisia scopiformis
Lineage: Eukaryota; Fungi; Ascomycota; Leotiomycetes; Helotiales; Mollisiaceae
Exons: 4
Coding region: 93-806 (237 amino acids)
Source: RefSeq, a predicted model, not a curated record
CUCUUAAAGAUCGUGUUGCCCGACUUCUAGAUUCGCGAGAACGAUCUUAGAUUUGAAGCGUCAACUUGACUUUUUCGAUACUACAAGAAAAGAUGAAGCAUUUCAGCACGUUCGCACUGUCAGCGCUGGGCUUUGUGUCAGUGGGCAAAGCACAGCCCUCCGUAUGGUGGUUGAACCAGAAUUGGACUGACAUGGCAAUCCCUUUUGUUGACUACUCAGCCGAGGAUUCCACAGACUAUUUUGCGUAUCCAGGAACGCUAUUGGGAUCUUCAGGAGCUGAAUCGACAUAUGGCGUAUUCUGCGCUGCCGAAUCGACGUCUCAAUGCUUCGGAGACUCGGGCUGGACAUCCAUGACUCUUGUCACAAGUCCAAAGACUAUGGAAAUCAUCUUCGAGGAAGUCGGCGCAUACAUGACGACCGGCUGUACUCUGACUGGAACGCCUUUCCCAACCACCGGCACCUGCUCGGAAACCUUUACCACAUCAAACGGAACUUCCGUGUCGGAUAGUAGCACUACGUAUCUGGUCCCAAGCACGAGUACAGAUCCGAUCGAUGGAUUUGUGUUGUCAAAGAAUAUCUACACCGCAACUGUGGCGGUGAUCGAUGCAACAGUAACGCCCAGUUCAGGGUCAUCAUCGACUGCCUCAUCAACUGGUGGCAAAACCGGAGCUAGUUCGAGUCCGAUAGGAAGUGGUUCGAGUACGUCCGGAAGCGGCACUGCUACGCAUAAUGCUGCGAUGAUCACGGGUGCUUCGUCGUGGAUGUUACUUGCGGGGGCUAUCGCAGGAGCUGCUGUUGGGGUAUGAAACGAGAGAAGAGAUGAUUAAACGAUGUGAUUGUAAUGACUAUAGACUAAUGCCGAAAC